Spirodela intermedia is the source of this 558-nucleotide messenger RNA. The record is from the annotation of a GenBank genome assembly. NCBI's taxonomy places the organism in Eukaryota, Viridiplantae, Streptophyta, Magnoliopsida, Alismatales, Araceae.
AUGCAGGAAAAUAUUUUUUCGAGAUUUGGAUGUCCUAGAGUGAUUAUUAGUGAUGGAGGAACACAUUUUACAAAUAAAAAUUUUAGAGAACUGUUGAAAAAGAAUGGAGUACACCAUAGAGUAGCCACUCCAUAUCAUCCCCAAACAAAUGGGCAAGCUAAAGUAGCAAAUAGGGAAAUUCAGAGAAUUUUGAGAAAAAUAGUUAGACCAGAUAGGAAAGAUUGGCCCACGAAAUUACAAGAUGCAUUAUGGGCUUAUAGAACAGCUUAUAAAAAUCCCAUAGGUAUGUCCCCAUUUCGUCUCAUUUUUGGAAAGCCAUGUCAUCUUCCUGUGGAAAUAGAGCAUAAAGCAUUAUGGGCUAUAAAAAAUUUAUGUAUGGAUGAAAAAUCAGCUGGUGGGCAUAGAAUUUUUCAGUUACAUGAACUAGAGGAGUUGAGGAAUGAAGCUUAUGAAAAUCAUAGAAUAUAUAAAGAAAAAACUAAAACUUUUCAUGAUAAAUACAUUAGCAGAAAAAAUUUGAUGUUGGACAAAAAGUGUGGUUAUAUGAUUCUAGGUUGA